AUGCGCAUAGUGCGUCCAGCUGGUGCCUACUCGCUUGGAGAUGUAUAUACAUACUCUUGCUCUCCCUCCGCCAGUUUCUGCGCUAGACGGGAAGAGCAGUUCAUGUGUCUGUUUCAAUGGGUGGUAUGUCGUGUCGUUGUAUGGGUUCUCCUACGGUUCUUGCACCGCAAUAACGUCUGCCUGGACGACCCCCGGCUUUGCCAGGAAGUCCGCCAUAACGACGUCUCUCGACCGGUGCGUGUUGUAUUGGAUGGUGGCGAGGGUGAAUUGGCGAGUCCUCUUUUCCUGGAGAUCUGUCUUGUUGGUGAACCUGACUUGAUCGUCGAGUGUGCGCUUGUUCUUGCUCCGGGGGCCUGGCAUGGUUGGUACUCACUUGCUGACGCCGCUGGCGCCGAUGACGAUGGUGGAUCUGGUAGAAUCGCCUCCUGGUCGGUGACGAUGUAUGUGUCGUCCCUUGCCCGUUUCGGUGCUGUGCCUGAGCUUACCCCGAGCACUGACCUGAUUAGUCCUUUGCUCCUGGUUAUAGCUGAUGACGUUGUCGACGCCCGGCUAGGUGCCGAGCUAACUUCUUGA
Messenger RNA from Penicillium griseofulvum, 573 nucleotides. RefSeq lists its product as uncharacterized. NCBI's taxonomy places the organism in Eukaryota, Fungi, Ascomycota, Eurotiomycetes, Eurotiales, Aspergillaceae. The transcript is spliced from 3 exons. The record is from RefSeq and is a predicted model, not a curated record. Bases 1 to 573 code for a protein of 190 amino acids.